Messenger RNA from Cucurbitaria berberidis CBS 394.84, 1497 nucleotides. RefSeq lists its product as uncharacterized. The transcript has a single exon. Lineage: Eukaryota; Fungi; Ascomycota; Dothideomycetes; Pleosporales; Cucurbitariaceae. The record is from RefSeq and is a predicted model, not a curated record. The coding region runs from base 1 to 1497 and encodes 498 amino acids.
AUGUCCUCAUUAACCUACGAUACCCUGCGAACAAGCCUCGUACGCUCCGAUGCCAAUUACGCGGUCAAUACUCGUGAUGAUCUAUCCCAGUCGGAACUAACUACGAUAAUUCGAGUCCGCGAAUUGAUCCAUAUCGGCGUCAAGAUGUGCGAUGAGAGAUUCGGCAGGCCCGAAGAAAUACAGACCUUGAUCUAUCAACGUACUCGGGACAUCGAGAGCGAGACGUCUCUAUUCAUCCCAAACGGAUUCGAGAUUGAUGAGGAGGAGAAGUCUCCAGAUAUCACCUUCGUGGAGCGGUUGGCUAACGGGCAGGUUGAAUCGUCCGAGGAUUCGAGGAUUUUCGACGGCGUUGACGUAGGACGAAUUCAUGUAUCAACAAACUGGUCUCCGGAUACACCAUCAGAACAUACUUCAGGUGUUACCACAGGCGGUUGGGGUGGCGAGUGUCACCAAUCCGCACGAAAUUCACGCCCACUACCCCUAAACUACACGGUAGAUUCAGAUGAAGAAAGGGAAAAGAACUGGAAGACCGACUCAGAGACUUCGACCAAUCACUUGGAGAAUAACGAAGAUCGUGAAACUGAGGAGUUCAACAUCAAUGCCUCGUCUCGGCCGGGUCCUGAGGAGCCCCUGACCUUUUAUUCCGUUCGGCUCGAGUUGCAGGAUGCUCUGGCGCAUUAUGAGGAGGCUUGCAUCGACGAAGCCUCCUCCCUCGACUACUACGAGGCCCAGCAAGCGUUCAAGGAUGGUAUCGAACUAUCAAAGUCACCACCCAAGGGACUAACGCCUGAACAACUAUGGGACGAUGUUGAGGAGAAAGUCCUGAUGAGCACAUAUAUGGGACAGCGACGGCAGUACGUUAAUAACGACGAUGAUGGGUCGCUCUUUCCUGGCGGGUCCGUUAAGCCGUUCAAAUAUGGUAAAAUGAAUAACUUCGGUCCCCUGCCGGAUUUCCAUUUUGGAGAGUUGAGAAUUGGUAACGUUGCGCGUGCGGAUGGCAAAGACGAAGAGCAUGUUGUGGUUCCUGAGACACCGACAAACUCUUCUACGAGACUCAAGCGUAAGCGAGAUCCCAUUUGUGACUCGCCCAAUGAAAAUUCGCUGACAAGUACAGGAAGCAAGCGAUUGCGAUCGAACAGCCACGCGACACUAACAGUGGAUAUCGAAGCAGUGCCCGAAUCUCAUGCGCCGCAGUGUCAGCAAGCUAUAGUCACGCCUCUAGACAAGGUGCUUAGGGGUACGGAGCAGGCAUCGCUGCCAGUAAACAGCGAACCGCAACCUUUCGCACCAUCAAUCUCUGAAUUUUCACCUAUCAAGCACGCGGGGGUACCAAUCUCUGCUGCACCGGGGUCCAUGCAGGCUUUCUACCGCACCACCGUACAAAGUACGCUAAAGGAACUUCUCAACAAGACUUCAUCAGACGAGGUCAAAGAUUUGCUCAAUGCGUACUGGGAGCACAUUGAGAGGGAGAUUCCUGUGGCAAAACGGCAGCAAUAG